Pipra filicauda (Wire-tailed manakin) is the source of this 815-nucleotide messenger RNA. Its product is annotated as otoferlin-like. The transcript has 5 exons. The record is from RefSeq and is a predicted model, not a curated record. Gene Ontology annotation, biological process: synaptic vesicle priming; plasma membrane organization. NCBI's taxonomy places the organism in Eukaryota, Metazoa, Chordata, Aves, Passeriformes, Pipridae. Gene Ontology annotation, cellular component: synaptic vesicle membrane; presynaptic active zone membrane. Bases 1 to 810 code for a protein of 269 amino acids. Gene Ontology annotation, molecular function: AP-2 adaptor complex binding; calcium ion binding.
AUGGAUGGAAAACGCAGGAGGAACCAGCUGAGAGUGACCCUCACUGUGGUGUUUGCCAGGGGGGUCCUGUGUCACCCGUGUCCCCCGUGUCCCCCCUGGCCCCUCAGGUGGCUGAAGGGGCAGCAGGAGGACAAGCAGGACACGGACGUCCACUACCACUCGCUCACCGGGGAGGGCAACUUCAACUGGAGGUACAUCUUCCCCUUCGACUACCUGAUGGCCGAGGAGAAGAUCGUCAUCUCCAAGAAGGAGUCCAUGUUCUCCUGGGACGAGACCGAGUACAAGAUCCCGGCCCGGCUCACCCUGCAGGUCUGGGACGCCGACCACUUCUCGGCCGACGACUUCCUGGGGGCCAUCGAGCUGGACCUGAACCGCUUCCCCCGGGGGGCCAAGACGUCCAAGCAGUGCAGCCUGGAGAUGGUGACCAAGGAGGCCGAGCUGCCCAUGAUCUCCAUCUUCAAGCAGAAGCGGGUGAAGGGCUGGUGGCCCUUCGUGGCCAGGGACGAGAACGACGAGCUGGAGAUCACGGGCAAAGUGGAGGCCGAGCUGCACCUCCUGACGGCCGAGGAGGCCGAGAAAUCCCCCGCCGGGCUGGCUCGGAACGAGCCCGACCCCCUGGAGAAACCCAACCGCCCGGACACGUCCUUCAUCUGGUUCCUGAACCCGCUCAAGUCCAUCAAAUACCUCAUCUGCACGCGCUACAAGUGGCUCAUCAUCAAGAUCGUGCUGGCCCUGCUGCUCCUCGUCAUGGUGGCCCUGUUCCUCUACAGCAUGCCGGGCUACAUGGUCAAGAAGCUGCUGGGGGCCUGAAGGAC